AUGGCUACCGCACCAAAAUUAGAGCAGUUUCCAAAUUAUAGCUAUGAUGAUCCACCAAAUUAUUACCCCAAUCAUCCGAAUUAUUAUGACAAUCAGCCGAAUCAGGCGUAUGGUGCUCCAUGGACCACUGGCGCGCCUGUAAGGCCUGUAAAUUACGGACAACAAACAGCUGGAAAUCAGCGUUCUUGUUGUCAGAAAAUAUUUGCAAUGGCUUUUCUUCUCUACAAGCUCUGGUUUCAUCCCAUCCAUUGGCGUAUUCUAACAUCUCGUGACGAUCUAGUUGACGAUGAAUUGCACGUGAACCACACUCCAACGGAAUCACAUCUAUCGCUAUCAUCAAAACACCAGAUUUUGUCCAGACGAACAAGAAGAAGUGCGAAUGGUCGAUGUUGGUGUCCUCAAAAAUCCCAACGUACAAAAGAUAAUAUAAAACAUUCAACAAAACUAGAAACCAUCGAAUACUUAGACGAGCCGUUAACUUCACCACUUCUUUUAGCGACUUCGUCUAAUCAAAUAGAACACCAACAAGUGACACUCUUUAAGUAA
Messenger RNA from Adineta ricciae, 546 nucleotides. NCBI's taxonomy places the organism in Eukaryota, Metazoa, Rotifera, Eurotatoria, Adinetida, Adinetidae. The record is from the annotation of a GenBank genome assembly.